Messenger RNA from Sinocyclocheilus anshuiensis, 3781 nucleotides. Its product is annotated as voltage-dependent calcium channel gamma-6 subunit-like. The transcript is spliced from 5 exons. Gene Ontology annotation, biological process: calcium ion transmembrane transport; regulation of calcium ion transmembrane transport via high voltage-gated calcium channel. Gene Ontology annotation, molecular function: voltage-gated calcium channel activity; calcium channel regulator activity. Bases 2451 to 3245 code for a protein of 264 amino acids. NCBI's taxonomy places the organism in Eukaryota, Metazoa, Chordata, Actinopteri, Cypriniformes, Cyprinidae. The record is from RefSeq and is a predicted model, not a curated record. Gene Ontology annotation, cellular component: membrane; L-type voltage-gated calcium channel complex.
CAUGCCACUAAACUUCCAGUUUAAUUUUGGCCCAUAGUGAUUUUACAUGUUACCUUUUCUCAAUGUUAAAUUUCUGCUCUACAGCUCUGUACAGCUCACACACUUUGAGCCAGACUGGUCAGAUAGGAGUGAGAGGAGGAUGUAAAGGAGCAGGUGAGGGAAGAGAAACAAUGACAACUACAAAAAUGAAUGUUACACUCAAACAAGAAGGUGAGAGGGGGGUAUUUGAGGAGAGAAGUCUUUGUUAUUUGGAUAUGAUUUUAAUUUAGGCUGUGAAUGAGGUUUCCUGUGUAAAAGUGUAGAGUUUAAAAAGCCAGAGGAGUUUCCGGGUCGUCUUUUGACACCAUACAUGUAUGAGGUAAAGCCGCUAUCUUGUAGAGGGUGAAUAUUACCAAUUACAUCAACACUGUCUUCUAUUUUCCCCCACAUCCUGUCUUUUUCCUGCUAUCUCUCCCUCCUUUUAUAAUAGUUAUACUGUUUCUUGUGAACCCUAUUUUCCUGGCCUGAUCUAACCAAAUUUAUACACAGUGAAAAAGAUACUUGUCUCAUUUGUUUUUUUCUUUUUUCUUUUUAUACAUUCUGUAUCUAACUGUCCACUGCUGUUUUUUAAAACUGUAAUAAGCUGAGUUGAUUUAAUACAAUGCGUUUAUGUAUGAGGACCAGAGAAACUUCUGGUGAAAUAAACUCAAUGCGUUUGAAUUGACUUUCUACACACUGUAUCUGUAUUCUGCCAGCAAAAGUGGCACUGCUCACUUCCAAGUAGUGUAGCUCCGAUAUGGUAUCUGAGUAUUAUGAGCAAUGGGUUAGUCAGUAGUCAGUCUGUUUUUAGCCUCUGUAGGGGGCGGCUAGGCUGGUGUAUGUUUGUGUUUUGUGUUUUUUCCCCCCUGAUAUAUAAAAAUAAGAAACAGGACAAAAGUAUCGUAAAUAUGUUGAUUGCUGAUAAUCAAGUGUUUCUAUAAGUUGACUGGAAAUUAUGAAAUGCAGAGAAAUCGAGAUUGAGGAGUUUAAUGUGCUUCACAAGACCAGUAGAUUAAACUGAAUAAAGUCCUCUGCAAAGACUGGGAAAAGAGUUGUUUAUCGGGUGGUUAAUUUUAAUAGAAUAUAAUAAAACUGCAUUUAGCUGCUUGGCAAAUGUACAUGGAUAUAAUUUCAUUAUCUUUAUUAUGUAGAAAACAAAUUGUAUUACUGGUUAGAAAAAAUGGUCUCUGAGUCUCAGUCCUAAGUAACUACAGACUACCUGAUGCAUGUUGUGCAAAAAAUGUCUGAAAAUGAAUUCCAAACUGACUAAUACUUUUUACGGUGCCAGGAAAAAUUUGUUAACAAGCGGAGCUCAACAGUAAGGAUUCUUUUUAAUUUUCUGGUCCUGUCUGACCAGUAAUUCUGAUUUUUAUGUACCCUGCGACAAAAGAAUGAUCAGUUUUAAUUUUUAGCACUGUAUUUGCUAGAAGUCAACUUGUACAACUUUAUUAUUUUUUUUCACCCACUGAUAAUGCCCCAGCUCUCUAACCUUCUUUUUUAUCCUUUUUCUUUCUCACACACCCCUCUUUGAUUUAAUGCCAUCUAUAACUUUCUAAGCUGCUCUAUCAGCUGCUUUCUCUCGCCUUAUAAACAGUCCUCUCGCUUUUCUGUCUUUGCAACUGUAACUCUCACGCUCUUAAUGUCAUUAACAGGUGCUUGUCCAAAAUAGAACCCUUGCCCAUAUACACACACACAAACAUCCGUGGAUCAGCUGACAUACACUCGACUUUCUUUCCCACAGACGUGCAAAACUCUCACUGACAUACACUGAAAAAUGUAAAAUCUGUCCAUGCGCAGAUAAAUACUCUUGCAUGAACCAUCUGCUUGAUGAUUGAGCUGUCAAACAUUCAUACUGUCAUACAUAGUCUCCACAACUUGAUUUCAUGAGCCCCAGUCCCAGUUUUCUCCACCCUUCUUUUUUUCUCUCUCUUUCUCUCUAGCUCUCUUUACGUCCCUCCUUCUCCUCCCCUCUCAGCUGAGUUUCAUGUAUGUAGUCAUCAGAUCUGCACCCACACAGAACAGGUUCAUCAAAAAAAGGAAUGCAUCAUCUUUUUACAGCUCUAUAAGGCCUCGAUCCAGUGUCUCUCAUCAAGUCAUUCUUUUCAUCUACCCAUUAUUCCUGUCUAGUUUGUUAUCAAACAGUCUUGUGUUUGUAGACGGCAGUUAAUUCCCACUCUACGCUCUUCAGAAAUGACCCCCUGUCACUUGAAUUUCUUGCACGCUGGAUUCUUUUUAAAUCACAGAACAUUGUAAUAAUUUCCUGUUCCUUUUUGAGCUUUCUAUUAAUAUACUUCUCUGCGUGCUCAUUAUUUAUCCAUCCGCCUAACUCCAGACUCUAGUCUCCUGUUUUUUGCUUUAGUUAUUUGUUUGUCCCCUUUCUUGACUUUGCCUCUGGGAAUUUCCUUCUUUCAUCUCCAACUAUUGUAGCUGCUAUGUGGUCCAACUUUUUUUUGCAACAGGAAGACGACGGGAGAGUAGGUACGGCAGCUUUGGGUGGACUUGGCGGUAAGAGCGGGCGUUCAGGUGAACGGCCGAAGCCCCCUCGAAUGAGUGACAGCCAGGAGGGCAAGAUCAAGCUGGCAUUUUUUGUCGCCCUCAUAGGCGUGACUCUGACGGUACUUGGCAUGGGUACAGAGUUCUGGGUGGAGUUAUCUCAGCCAAAACACUCCAGGAACAACCAGACAUGUGAGAUGGCACAUUACGGCCUUUGGAAAUUAUGCGUUCGCACGCUAUGGGUGUCAGAUAUUGACCCGGAGAGAGAGAGCUGUGGACCUGCAGAACUACCUGGAGAAUCAAACUGCACAUACUUUAAAUUCUACACUUCUGGAGAGAAUGCUGUCAUAUUUAAGAAAACAACAGAAAACCGUUUGCAUAUAGCUGGUGCAAUGUUGGCUUUGUUCAGUUUGUUUCUGAUGAUCAUGGGCUCUGUGUGUAUCACUAUGUCUCUCAGUAAGAGUGUGCCCUUCUUCCUCAAGCCUGCUACUAUCUGCUUCAUCUUCUCAGGUGUCCUGGUCUUCUUGUCCAUCAUAGUUUUCCACCAGUCUGUGCUGGCGUUAUUGGCAAGCGAUCACAGUAUCCCUCUCCAUCACCAGUUGUCCUGGUCAGUGGCAUGCCUUGGCUCGGCUGGGGCCAUUCUCAUUUUUGGAGGGCUUAUAUUCCUGUUGCUUUCCCUCCCCUACAACGCCCUGGAGAAAUGUUUUCGUCAGCAGAGCAGUAGUGAUGCCUAGCUCAGGGGGACUGCCGUGAGUUAAGUAGCACAAGAUCUUUUAUACUCUUAUGCUGUUUGUGGAGAUUAACUGAUGUUAUAAAGGACUCUCAAAACCUAAUGUUCAUAAUGUUUUGCAAUAACUAGCAUUAGUUUGCUUAUCAGUAAGAUUAUAGACUUUAAUGCUCAUACACCGACUCUGAAAUUUGAACUGAUAUUUCUAUGAUGGUUAUGUACAUAAAAUCAGUGACCAACAGAUCUGUUUACUGUCUUUAAAGGCUUCAUUUACACAAAAUGUUGUGCUAUUAUGCAUUGUCCCUGUGCAUUGGUAUAAGAAACCUUAUUUGAUUACUAGGCAUAUAAUACUGACUUAUCAGGUAUCUGUGGUUUGAAAGUGUACUUUUUUUUUAAUUUUUUUAAAUAGGCCAUCCUAUCAUUGCUAAAGGCACGUUCACACCAAGUGUCAUUAGUGUCAGAUAACGUUCUGCUUAUUAUAAGAGCACGCUGCAGUUUUGUCGUACGCCGCCUUAAAUAAAAAAAAAUCAUCAUGAAAAUGAU